UGUGCGGGGUAGUGCGUCGUGCCGGUCUCGGUGGGAGGCCUCGGCUGGCUGACUGUCCGCCGCGCCGCGGGGCCUCCGGGGGGAGUGCUGCGAUCGGAGUGCGGAGAUAUCGUCCACUGUUCCUUCCUUUUCGUUAUCGGUGGGUGAUCACUGAUCAACGACUGCGACUUAAAAUCAACUUCGGUGUCAUCUCCGGUUUACUUCUGCCACUGAAGGAAUACGACAAGCACAGCGCUCCCAACUCUUUUCAGAUUUAUAUGAGAAGCACUUGAAACCAUGAUGGCCACCAGAGACCCACUGAGGUUUUGUGUGAAGCUGCUCAACAAAACAGCCCGUCAGAUCAAACGUUCCUCGUCCACGGCUGCUGCGAAAAGAGCGGCCACAGCCACCCAUCUGACGGAUAGCUACGUCCACUGCGCUGGCACCACUCCUCUGGUGCACGACACGCUCGGUGACGUCAUCGACCGGGCGGCUAUCGACUACGGCACCAACGAGGCGCUGGUGUUUGUGCACCAGGACCUGCGGCGAACAUGGCGCGAGGUCAAGCAAGAGGCGGAGCGGCUGGCCCAUGGCUUCAUGGCUCUCGGUCUCGAAUUUGGCGACCGGAUUGGCAUCUGGGGCACCAACGUGUACGAGUGGCAGCUGACGCAGUACGCCGCGGCCAAGGCUGGCCUCGCCCUGGUAAACGUGAACCAAGCUUACCAGACCAACGAGCUCGAAUACUGUCUGAAGAAGGUCGGCGUCAAGACGCUGGUGGCCACCGACGGCUACAAGACGUCUGACUACUACGACAUGCUGACGCGGCUGCUGCCCGAGCUGACGUCAGAGGGGGAGUCGAACGUGCCGCUAACGCUGCGGUCCGAGCGGUUGCCGCAGCUGCGCAGCGUCGUCAUGAUCAGCCAGCAGCGCAGACGGGGCGUGCUGCGCUUCGACGACCUGCUCGACUCCGGCAUGGAGUCCCUGUCGGGGGAGCUACAGCGGCGCCAGGCGCAGGUCAACUGCGACGACCACUGCAGCAUUCAGUUCACAUCCGGCACCACCGGCCUGCCGAAGGGCGCCACCCUAUCGCACCACAACGUGGUCAACAACACGCAGCAGGUGGCGGCGCGGCUGGGCUGCGACGUCGGCGGCGCGCGCAUCUGCAUGUCCGUGCCGCUCUACCACUGUUUCGGCUGCGUCAUCGGCUCGGUGCUGGCGCCCCUGCACGGAAACGCCAUGGUCUUCCCGUCGCAGACCUUCGACGCCGAGGCCUCGCUCAAGGCCACCGAAGACGAAAGAUGUACGCACCUGUACGGCACCCCCACCAUGUUCGUCGACAUGGUCAACAUCGCCAAGCAGAAGCGGCACGACCUCAGCUCGGUACACUCGGGCGUCGUCGCCGGAGCGCCGGUGCCCUUCCACCUGAUGCAGGCCAUGAUCAACGACCUCAACAUGCGGGACGCGGUGGUGGGGUACGGUCUGACGGAGUGCAGCCCCCUGCUGACGCUGGGGUUUCCAUCGGACGACCUGGAGCACCGCUGCGGCACCGUCGGCUACCCGCUGGCGCACACCGAGCUGAAGGUGGUGGAUGGACAGGGUCGAACGGCGCCCGUCGGCCAGCCGGGGGUGCUCUGCGCGCGCGGCUACUGCAACUUCCUCGGCUACUGGGACGACGCCGAGAAGACGGCGGAGACGCUGACUCCGCAGCGAUGGCUCAUCACCGGUGACGUGGCGGUAAUGAACGAGGACGGCUACGUGAAGAUCGUCGGCCGUGCCAAGGACAUGGUGAUCCGCGGCGGGGAGAACAUCUACCCGACCGAGGUGGAGGACUUCCUGAUGACGCACCCGGACGUGCUGGAGGCCUCGGCGUUCGGAGUGCCCGAUGAUCGGAUGGGCGAGGAGCUGGCCGUGUGGAUUCGCCUGCGCCGGCCGGACUCGGUCUCCGAGCACGACAUCAGGAGCUACUGCAAGGGACGGAUUGCCCACUACAAGGUACCGCGCUACAUAGAGUUCCGCGACGACUUCCCGAAGACCGUCACCGGCAAGAUCCAGAAGUUCGUCAUGCGCGACAUCAUGACACGCGAGCUGGGCCUGUGUCAGUAGACUCCCUGUCGCUGCAGUCGGGUGGUGGACGGUGGACGGUGAGCAGCGGGCGGUGGACGGUGGGCGGAGGGGGAACCGGCGGCAGUCGCCGACGUUACUAGGUCGAGGUGUGACAGCGCUAAGCCUCUGAGUCCAUUGUUUGUGGCCCGGUGAGCCGGUGGCUUACCGACCGGCCGCCCCGGCUCGGAUACAGGCUAGUCGGAGCCAGCCAGGGCUAGGUAGCCGUGGCUGGGCGGGAUGACUGCGAAUGGGCGCCGCAUACGGUGUUGCUACAGUAAGGCGGUCAAUGAGACAGGACACGGUCAGAACUCUUGUUAUAGGAUGGUGAAAAUUGGACGGUGGCUUUGCUACACAUGCGUGUGAAAGAGAGUAUAUACUAUAAACGGAUAGAUUAUGGGUGGCAUUCCGUUUCAUUUAUCAUGUUCACAGGGAAACAGCGUGUAUCGUGCAUGAGCGUUAAGUAAUGCAGUGGUGUGGGCAUGUGUGAGGUUGUUUCUUCCUACCUCGGCAUUCAUAAGGCUCUACCCAAUCACAGCUUACGAUUGAUGUUUCUUGAGAAGUUGUGUUUCUGGUAUCGAUUGUAUGACCGGAUGGUUCUUCUGUGUAAAAACCUGCAGAGUAACUAUAAACUAGAGUAACCUGCAGAGUAACUAUAGUUCCGCCUUGAUAAUGGUUUUACUGAUAAAUUAUUUGCACCAAUAUGCGAUCUUUAUCAUUGCGCUUUGUACUCGUAAGCUACUUUGGUGUGACUGAAUACAACUGAUGCUUGUUUUGUUGUUGAUGCUGGUGACUGUUGUUGACACUGGUCCUUGCUGUCGCUGGUCUCCGUUGUCACUGAUUCCUACUGUCACUAAUCUCUCCUGGCACUGCAGUCUCUGCUCUGAUCCGUACUGUCACUGCUCCAUGCUAUCACUGGCCUCUAUCGUCACUGGUCCCUGUGGUCACUGCUCCCUACUGUCGUCACUGGUCUGUGCUGUCGUUGCUGAUCCUAGCUAUCGUUGCUGAUCCCCGCUGUCGUCACUGGUCUCUGUCGCCACUGAUCCCUGCUGUCGUCACUGGUCUGUGCUGUCGCCAUUAUUCUCUGUCGUCACCGUUCUCUGCAGUCACGGGCACCCGUCGCCACCUCUGCCAUGGGUGGCGGCGGAGCGGUAAUUUGGCCAGUUGCCCGGCUCGUUACCGCCUGUUUAUUGAUUCGCCACUCGCCAACAUCGCGCUGAGCUGACCUUCCUUCGGCCAUUGUUGAUCCGUGAAUGGAAAAUAUUGUUCGGGACCAUGCGAUGUUUGGCUGUGCAAGAUAAAAGCAAGGGUCUUGCGGCGUUUUAUAUCUAAAUCCUAGUCGUAUUCGAGUGUCAGUGCUACCCGUUUCCUUUCGGCAUCGAUGUAACUUGUGCCUAAGUGUCUUCCAUCAUUAGUAUCAUCCGCAGUGCUUGCAAUGGUAACUGAUCACUACAAGGCACUGAAUUCAGCGUGAUUGGUAAUCAUGUGGUAUCGGACAUCCUUUGAGCGACUUUAUUGACUUGACCUUAAUUAACUGCGCCAGCGAUAUAUUGUGGGUGAUCGGAACUGGUAGUCAAUUUUCGCACUCAUUGUGUGAUGUAAUUAAUUUUGUGCUGUUUUGUAUGGGCAAAGCUAACAGUCAAUCUUCCUCAGCGAACUGUGGCUGCCUGUCAGAUGUCGGAACUUCUUGUUUAUAAUAAAUUCCCUCAAUUAUUAG
Amphibalanus amphitrite is the source of this 3796-nucleotide messenger RNA. Its product is annotated as medium-chain acyl-CoA ligase ACSF2, mitochondrial-like. Bases 277 to 2082 code for a protein of 601 amino acids. Gene Ontology annotation, molecular function: medium-chain fatty acid-CoA ligase activity. The record is from RefSeq and is a predicted model, not a curated record. The transcript is spliced from 12 exons. Gene Ontology annotation, biological process: fatty acid metabolic process. Lineage: Eukaryota; Metazoa; Arthropoda; Thecostraca; Balanomorpha; Balanidae.